Sesamum indicum (sesame) is the source of this 1394-nucleotide messenger RNA. Its product is annotated as Photosystem II reaction center PsbP family protein. Gene Ontology annotation, molecular function: calcium ion binding. Gene Ontology annotation, cellular component: photosystem II oxygen evolving complex; extrinsic component of membrane; photosystem II. The record is from RefSeq and is a predicted model, not a curated record. NCBI's taxonomy places the organism in Eukaryota, Viridiplantae, Streptophyta, Magnoliopsida, Lamiales, Pedaliaceae. Gene Ontology annotation, biological process: photosynthesis.
CCCAAUAAUGAAUUAUUUCUCUACAUCAAAAUGAACAUAAGACGGUAUAUCUAAGGGCAAUUAAUUGAGAGUAUAUGAACACCCCCGCCCCAAAAAAAGAAAAAAAAAAAGAAAAAGAAAAAGACAAGUGAAUUUUGGACCAUUUAUAUACCGGCGGCCGUUGGCGGUGGCGCUCAGCCUGCAAGUACUGGCCAUUCAGUCUCCAGCAGGCAAUGGCUUUCUGCGGAAUAUCUCUUCCUUCUUCAAACCAACAUCACCCCCAUUUCCUCAUUGUUCAAAAUCUCAGCUCAGCUCCUUCAUCUCUACCAUCAAAAACACAACGACCACCGCUUUCUUCCUCCCCGUUGAACGCCACCACCAUCACCACCUCGUCGUCUUCUCUAUCUUCUUUUUAUUCUAAUGGGAAGUGUAGUGGAAGAUUGCCAGAUGGUGUGGAUAGAAGAAUUUUCAACCUCUCAGUUGUUGGGUUUCUGUUAUCAAUUGAUGAACCCUUAACAAGAUUCUUGUUUUUCUCGAAGGCGCUGGCCUCCCAAGUGUUGGAGCUCGACAGAUACACCGAUUCCAAAGAAGGGUUUACUUUCCUCGUACCAUCUUCCUGGAUUAAGGUGGAUAAAGCGGGGGCAACUGUUCUGUUCGAGGAUUCAAACAAGAAAGCAAAUAAUGUAGGUGUAGUUGUGAUUCCAACUCGGAUUUCUAGUCUUGGUGAAUUUGGGACUCCUCAGUUUGUGGCGGAUAAGCUUAUCCAGGCUGAAAGACGUAAGGAAAGUACAAAGGAAGCUGAGGUAAUUUCUGUGUCGGAGAGAUCCGGUCAUGCAGGGCUUCAAGUGUAUGAGUUUGAAUACAAGGUAGAUAGCACCAGGGGAGGGCUGAAAAGGGUCUUUUCUGCUGCAUUUGUGACAUCUAAGAAGCUCUACCUUUUGAAUAUCACUCACUCUGAUGGGUUAGAUAACCUUCUCGACAUGGAGAGGAGAAUGAUACUGGAACAAGUUUUGCAUUCGUUUGAUGCCGUUCCUUCAACCUAAAUGUGGAUCAUAUGUUCUUUCUUGGUGUCCUCCAUCUUGUACCACCAGCUUGAGCACAGAAACUCAGGCAGUGCAAGAUAGUUGCUCUCGACAAAUGGAAUCCCCGACACAGACAGCUACCUGUAAACACUCUCGUUUAACACCAGGGCCAUAGUACAUUCUUCCGAGUUUAUUUUCAAGUGAGUUCAUUCUUUCAUUUGGUACUGAUAUCAGCAUUGCACAUCAACAGAUGAAGUUUCAUGCAUAUGAAUAUGUGUAUUGAUUCAAGAAAACAAACACUUGCCAAAUUCUAAUAUCUGAAAGCACCUGGAGAUUCAGCUUAUGCUUCUCAGCAAUGAAAUAUUCAAGAUUGUAUUACAAUUUUCUUCUCAA